GUUCAGGCAAGCAAACACUUAACCAUCAGUUCACUGAAAAUAAACUACAUUCAGAAUUAUUGGCAUCGUCCUAGAUUCGCUUAUGAAUGUAGUGUUUGGGGGGAUUUGAUCUAAUUUCCGCUAUCUCUUGUCCAGCAAAACAUUGUUUGGAGGCCUGUUGCGACACUAAAUCCUGUGGAGACAAGGCCGAAAAGGAAGAUAUGCCACACAACGAGUUGUUAUUGUUGGACCUUAUUUUGCUUAUCCAUCUCUUAAAAAUGAGAGCGAGUAGCUGAACAAAGCUACUUAACUCCGUCUAGGUCUCAUACUCCGACAGAGUGGAGGAUCUUUAAAGGAACGCGACAACUAACUAAGCUAGCUGAGAAACUUGGAUAGCAGUACAGCUAACGCAAGCAAGGGGAUUGUCAGCAAGGAGAGUCCUACGUAGCUUUCCAAUAACAACCAGUGGAGAGCGCAUCAAUAUUUUUUUUUCGAGCAUGAUCGAAAACAACUGACAGAGUAUUUGAGUUAAGUAAGUCGCUAACUGUGAAUUUUAGUAGUGUUGAGCUAAUGUUUGGGGCUACCUCAUGUAGCAAUUAGCAAAUAUCGAGACACAGACCAACUGUAGAAGGAGUUGUUUUAUUUAGUCAGUAAGUAAGCUUCUCACGUAUUUUACUACCACAAAUUCAGAAACUGUUUUGCUUACGGCGGGGACAGAAGGACUUAGUUAACGAAUUUGCUUCCUGUUUAUCUUAGCCUCUAGCCUUGGGUCCUCGGCUCAUCUCGCGAGGCCAAUUUGCAUUUAUUUGUUAUCUGUAGUUUGGCAGUCAUUAUUAGCAAGGCCAUAGGCUGCAUGUUGUAACAGAAGUAACUUUAAAGUAUUUUAGGUGCUAUUUGCUUACGUCAGUGUUCACAUGGUCGCUGGUCUCUCGCGCUUUCAGCUGACUAAAACCAGUGUAUUUGCCGGGUGUAUGGUUUAACCCGUUAAGUAUAGUUUAAAUGAGCUUCGUACAGAUGUUAUCAAAGUUAAUAAGACUCUCUCUUUGAUGAAGCUUCACUGUUUGGAUGUCUGGGUCUGUGGUUAUUUUUGGCUCAACUUGGCCCUGUUAACACCAUCUGUGCUGUUGCUGACCACAGAGGACAUCUUUUAGGUCCUCCUUCAGUGUAAGUGACUGACACAAGGUCAAAACCAACAAAAAUGAACCGUUACUUACCUGUUGCACGACAGCACUUCUUAAGCGCCCUUGCUAGCACUAGUGUAGUGGUAAAAUCCAUCUGUGCCACUGUGCUCGUUCUCUACCUGCUUUCAUGGGCUGUGGAUACAUCGUACGCACUCGGCGUAACGCCGGGCUUCCUCUUUCCUCCGAACUUUUGGAUUUGGACCCUGGUGACUCAUUCUGUAGUGGAGCAGCACGUAUGGGGCAUGGCUGCAAACAUUGGCACCGUAAUGGUCGCUGGCCGCCUGCUGGAGCCUCUGUGGGGAGCACUGGAACUGCUAAUUUUCUUCGCUGUGGUGAACGUGGCUGCGGGGCUCCUUGCUGGCCUCUCCUAUCUUCUCACUUAUGCUGCUACUUUUGACCUGGACUACCUGUUUGCCGUGCGCAUAUACGGCACGCCUGCCUUUUUGGGAGGUGUGUUGGUGGCGCUGAAACAGACGACCGGAGACACUACAGUGCUGCGUGUGCCGCAAGUGCGUCUGAAGGCAGCGCCCGCGUUGGCGCUCUUGGCGCUGGCCGUGCUAAGGCUGGCGGGGCUGCUGGAGAGCACAGCUCCCUUGGCCGCGUGUGGUUACGGCGCCCUAGCUGGUUGGGUCUACCUGCGGUUCUACCAGAGGCAUAGCCGCGGGCGAGGGGACAUGUCUGACCACUUUGCCUUUGCCUCGUUCUUCCCGGAGGCACUGCAGCCGGCUGUGGGGUUCGGAGCGGGGCUCAUACACUCGAUUCUGGUAAAGAUGAAGGUGUGUCGGAAGAUGGUGAAACGUUACGACGUCGGGGCGCCGUCUUCCAUCACCAUCAGCCUCCCCGGCACGGACCCCCAGGACGCAGAGAGGAGGAGGCAACUGGCGUUAAAAGCCCUGAACGAACGUCUGAAGCGUGUGGAAGACCAGUCUGCUUGGCCCAGCAUGGAGGAUGAGGAAGAUGAUGAGGAGGACGAGGUGCGAACUGACACUCCAUUACUCCCAGCCCGGGAAGCCCCGUCCCCAGCAGCUAAGCCCACCCAGAAUCUCACGGGACAGGAGUCCAGCAUCAUAAGCUUUGAGGACGCUCCAGCUCGCUCUUAACACACACACACACACAUUUCAACAUUGAUAUACAGAUUCACUUUGUGGACACAAUCAUAGGACUUAACCAGACACACAGACAGACAGAAUGACCUCAUAGUACUACACUUCCACAUAAACACACACAGACUUGAUACAUGGCCCGGUACAUAACACAAUAAUCACCCAUACAGCUUAACACACCAAGAUGCGUGUUGAUACACAGAUAUGCUCUGCUUUGAAGUUGUACAAAAAAUUGUUUUGGACCCACCCAGACUCUGCAGUUGUGGCAUCAAGUGAUCUUGCAACGUACAAAGAAAGAUGUCUUAUUUCCUCUGUGUUAUCCCAGCUGAUUGUGUGUGAGGUGCUGGGAUAUUCUUUCAUAAUAAAAGUUAAAAUGGCCAAUAGGACCUCUCUUUUAUUUAGACUUCUUGGGCCACAGACUCUUUCAAAGACUUAUGGGUAGCUCCCAUACUUUCUUCACUUUCCUCUAACAGGAAAACAGCCUAGUUUCCGUGUUUUUUCUAGGUCAUAUUUUUUGUGCUGAGGCCGAGUUAGAUUGUGACUGUUUCUCUCUUUUUUAUUUUAUUUUUGCUCUGACACAAAGAACACGAUAGUUGAAAAUCUACAGACUGGUUUCCCAAAGGCUGUGGAUUGUUUAUGCAAAUUUUGGACCAUCUCUGAGGCUGUGAGAGCAGUGUAACUCACUGAUUGGUCAAAUAAUGGAGGAGACUUUGCCAGGAGGC
Molecule: messenger RNA, 2985 nt
Organism: Chanos chanos (milkfish)
Lineage: Eukaryota; Metazoa; Chordata; Actinopteri; Gonorynchiformes; Chanidae
Gene: tmem115
Product: transmembrane protein 115
Exons: 2
Coding region: 1178-2260 (360 amino acids)
Biological process (GO): retrograde vesicle-mediated transport, Golgi to endoplasmic reticulum
Cellular component (GO): Golgi apparatus; membrane
Source: RefSeq, a predicted model, not a curated record